CGUAAGCUGUAGAGAGCAGUUGGGGAAGGAGAGGAAGGGGGGGGGUUGUGAACGUGGGGAGGCCAGGACCACCAUCGCCACACACGAGCACAUUUCGCAAACAGGUUGAAUCUCGUGCACUCUCAGUUCGAUUCUGAGGGUGAGCGGAAGAGCGGGAAAGAGUCCUCCCUCGCCGGGCAUGAGUGGGGCUUCCCGCUUCCUGCUCAGGGAGGGGUCAUUGUCGCCCCCCCCAGCCAGUUUGGAGGAGAAAGGCUGGCGAAUCCCUCCCCUACAUCUCCUCUCCCUCUCCCUCCCCUACAUCUCUUCUCCCUCUCCGUCUCCGUCUCCGUCUCGUUACGACUCCACAACUCUUGCACACGACGCUGUUGUUGUUGUCGUCGGCCGUAUGUAGAUGGCGUCCACGCCACAUUCAUUGACGUUCAGAAUGUGUAAGCGGUAAUCGGAGGAGGAAGAAGAAGGAGCUUUUCGAGAGGCAGUUGGCUCUAUCACCGUCGGGACAGGAGGCAGGAGGAAAACGCGGAGGGGAAAACGGAAAGGAGGAGGUCUUGAUGGGUGACCGCAAACGGAAGCUGAGUCUGUUUGACGCCAUGGAUGACAAUCGCGAUCCCGAACGUCGAACGAAAUCUAACGGCGUCCUAAGCAUGAACCCUUUCACGGGGCGACCAUACUCCCAACGCUAUUGGGAUAUACUGGACAAAAGAAAAAGUCUGCCAGUGUGGCAACAGAAGCAAGAGUUCUUGGACAUGCUGGCGAAGAACCAGAUUCUGAUCUUAGUGGGGGAGACAGGAAGCGGUAAGACGACCCAGAUCCCCCAGUUCGUUGUGGAGGCCGGUUACACGACGGGGAAGAAGCAGGUGGCCUGCACUCAACCUCGUCGAGUGGCGGCUAUGUCGGUAUCCCGUCGCGUAGCGGAAGAGAUGGACGUCCAGAUCGGAGAAGAAGUCGGUUACAGCAUCCGAUUUGAAGAUGUGACGGGGGGCAAGACGGUUCUCAAGUACUUGACCGACGGUAUGCUUCUGCGAGAGGCGAUGACUGAUCCGUUGUUGGAAAGAUACAGCGUGAUAAUCCUCGACGAAGCGCACGAGAGAACGCUGAGCACGGAUGUGCUGUUCGGGCUGCUGAAGGAGGUGCUGCGCAAUCGGCCGAACCUGAAGUUGGUGGUGAUGAGUGCGACGCUGGAGGCAGAGAAGUUUCAGAGUUACUUCAGCAAUGCGCCGUUGAUGAAGGUGCCAGGGAGAUUGCACAGGGUAGAGAUCUUCUACACGCAGGAGCCGGAGAGAGACUACCUGGAAGCAGCCAUACGAACGGUGGUGCAGAUCCACAUGUGUGAACCGCCUGGGGAUAUCUUGGUCUUUCUGACAGGGGAGGAGGAGAUCGAAGACGCAUGCCGCAAGAUCACGAGGGAGAUACAGAACCUGGGAGAUCAGGUGGGCGACGUGAAGGUGGUGCCUUUGUACUCAACGCUGCCGCCGGCGUUGCAGCAGAAGAUUUUCGAGGCGGCGCCGCCGCCGCGCAAAGAAGGAGGUCAACCGGGAAGGAAGAUAGUCGUCUCCACGAAUAUUGCCGAGACCUCACUUACCAUCGACGGCAUUGUCUACGUUAUAGAUCCCGGAUUCGCGAAGCAGAAAGUGUAUAACCCUAGGAUUAGAGUGGAGUCUUUGCUAGUGUCACCGAUAUCGAAGGCGAGUGCUCACCAGAGGGCGGGGCGAGCAGGGAGGACGCAGCCAGGCAAGUGCUUCCGGCUGUACACGGAGCAGAGCUUCAAGAAGGACCUGCAGGAGCAGACGUAUCCAGAGAUCCUGAGAUCGAAUCUGGCGAACGUCGUUCUCACGCUCAAGAAACUGGGGAUCGACGACCUUGUGCACUUCGACUUCAUGGACCCGCCGGCGCCGGAGACGCUGAUGAGAGCGCUGGAGCUGCUGAACUAUCUCGGCGCGCUGGAUGACGAGGGCAACCUGACCAAGGUGGGAGAGCUAAUGAGCGAGUUCCCUCUCGAUCCUCAGCUGGCCAAGAUGCUUGUCGCGAGUCCGCAGUUCAAUUGCUCGAACGAAGUGCUCUCCAUAGCCGCCAUGCUCUCUGUGCCUAAUUGUUUCCUGCGGCCCCGGGAAGCGCAGAAGGCAGCAGACGAAGCCAAGGCAAGAUUCGCGCACAUCGACGGCGACCAUCUCACCCUCCUCAAUGUCUAUCACGCGUACAAACAGAACAACGAAGACCCCCAAUGGUGCUAUGAGAAUUUUGUGAACCACAGAGCGCUCAAGUCCGCCGACAACGUCCGUCAGCAGCUAGUAAGAAUCAUGAAUCGCUACGGGUUGAGGAUUUGCAGCACGCCGUUCCUGCAGGAGAGGGAUGCGUAUUACGUGAACAUCAGGAAGGCGAUACUCGCUGGCUAUUUCAUGCAGGUGGCGCAUCUGGAGAGGACGGGGCACUAUCUGACAGCGAAAGACAAUCAGAUGGUGCACUUGCAUCCCUCCACGUGUCUCGAUCAUAAGCCGGAGUGGGUAAUCUACAACGAAUUUGUGUUGACGAGCAAGAAUUACAUUCGGAUCGUUACGGACGUCAAAGGCGACUGGUUAAUCGAGAUAGCGCCGCACUACUACGACUUGUCCAAUUUCCCGCAGUGUGAGGGGAGAAGGGUGUUAGAGAGGUUGUACAAGAAGGAGAGGCAACAACAAUUACUGGACCAGAAGGGUUCGCCGGCGGUGCCAUCGACAGGGACAUUAGGGAGAGGGAUAGAUCGAAAAGAGGUGGCGGCGGUGAAUGAUGAUGAUGAUGAUGAUGAUGAUGAUGGUGAUGGGGAUGGUGAUGGGGAUGGGGAUGGGGAUGGGGAUGGUGAUGAAAUGGGGUGUAAGAAGGAAGGAGAAAGAAUGAAGCACGGGCCGAAGACGAUGAUGGCAUUCAUCUUGUUCGCAUUAUUCUUGUGAGUUUUUCGAAAUGAUGUCGAUCAACUCCUUUCUUCUCUGUUUCUUUUCGUUGCGCGGUCUUCGCUUCCUCGUUGGCCUUUCUUGGAUUUUUCUCUCUUCGCUUGUUUACACUCCUCCCCCUUCCACCCCCCUUCUCCUCGCCCUUCUCUCUUCCACUCCUGUUCUACCCCCAACUCCACCCCUCCUUUCCCCCGUGCUCCUGGGGAAAAGACGCUACUGCUGCCCCCUCCUCCCCCCGGCGGGAAGACGCUACCUCGCCGCCUCGUCCCGUGCCCAAUCCUGCGCGCUGAUGAUGUGCUUCACUUCCCCGUAAGGAUGCUGCUGUUGCUGCUGUUGCUGCUACUGCUGCUACUGCUGUUGCGGAUGAUGAUUAUGGCGUGUGGUGAUACUACGCAUGCAGCUUAUCACGUGUGGUGAAAUUGCGCAUGCAGCUUAUGACGUGUGGUGAUAUUACGCAUGCAGCUCCGAGCGUAAUAUCACCACACGUAAUAUCACCGACUUCGAUGCUUAUGACGUGUGGUGGAUAUGACGCAUGCUGCUUCUGCUUCUGCUUCUACUUCUUCUUCUGCUGCUGCUGCUGCUGCUGAUUAUGAUGAUGAGGAGGAGGAGGAGGAGGAGGAGGAGGAGGAGGAGGAGGAGGAAGAGGAGGAGGAGGAUGCAGUUGAUGAGGAUGUCGAUAAUGAGGAUGCUGAUGAUGGAAGCACACUCACAGCGCACGACGUGGGCCACGCUACAUUGGCAACGGUGUCGCAUCUGUUGCGCAGGAUGCAAACCUUCUAAGCAGAGGAGCACUCCCAUCCAUCAUUACCAGCGCGCCGCUUACCCGCCAGCCGUCCGCUUGUUCCCAAACCCGUGGUCCGGUUGAAAACACAUCACACUCCCAACGCACGUGGCUCGCAUGGGUCGCGCCCACGUGGUUCAGACGUGCCGUACACACGUGGGCAAUCAUGCUGCUCACCCGUUUGCAGAGCACGCGAGGGUAAGCACAGGAGCGCUCCGUCAUCAUUACUCACCCUCCCGCCUUUUACUUACCCCUCACCCGUUUGCAGGGCCCGCGCGCACUCUUCCUCUUGCCAAACCGUGACCGGUCAAAGCUCACAAAUUUUCCUCGGCCCGCGCGCACUCUUCCUCUUUUGAGUUUUUUUCGUUGUCUGAGAUAUACUAAUUAGCCAGUUUCGGAAAAAGCGCCACGUGUUUCUUUUUUCUGUUUGUCUUUUUCGGUUUGGGCAAUGAACUUUUGUACAACAGAACGCCUUGCAAAACGAGCAAGAUCGUUUAGUGCGUAGCUGAGUGUGGGGUUGCAUAUGUGAGGAAGAAGAGCAGGAGGAUAUAGAGUAGAGAGAGAGAGAGAUAGAGAGAGAAAGAGGAGGAGGAAGAGGAGGAAGAGGGGAUAAUCGAUGAACGGAGGAGAGAGAGGAGAAGGGGAGGUGGUUGUAGGUGAUGUAGUAGUUGUUGCGUGCGGGGGAGAUAAGGUUUUGUUUUUUGCCUAAGGGCCAGAUCCCACUAGGCCCAAUUGUUCAUUUCUGACCGUUGAUCUUCGUAAUCGAGGGUUAAAAAAAUGAAUAAUCCAGGGUAGUGGGAUCUGACGCUAAAGCAAAUCUGAGGGUGGUAGUUGUUGUGGGGUCUCGCAUGUGCCUUCUCCGCUUUUGGCGGUAAUACGGGUUUUUCCCCUAAGUGUUGUUGUUGUUGUCGGUACCGAGCGGGUAGGAGCAGCAUCGGGGGAGGGGCGGUGUAGGUUGGCUGGACAGAUGACGGACGGAGAGUGCAUGUGUGCAGAGAAGUGAACCAGGUACACGGAGGGGGAGGACGAGGGUGGAGAGGAGAAAGAACAAGUAUACUCGUUCCGGUCGUGGGACGGGUUUUAGGACUGGUCGUCGAAGAAGGUUGCUGUCGUGCAAUAAAUAUAUUGUUGUCAG
Messenger RNA from Chara braunii, 4837 nucleotides. NCBI's taxonomy places the organism in Eukaryota, Viridiplantae, Streptophyta, Charophyceae, Charales, Characeae. The record is from the annotation of a GenBank genome assembly.